This is a messenger RNA of Durusdinium trenchii, 1551 nucleotides long. NCBI's taxonomy places the organism in Eukaryota, Dinophyceae, Suessiales, Symbiodiniaceae. The record is from the annotation of a GenBank genome assembly.
GUGCACCUCUCACAGACUCACUGUUUUUCGCCAUGCCGAUGCCUGAAGAGAGGGCGAGAGAAUCACCUCAUUUCACAACGCUGCAGGAGCUUUACCAGGAAAGGAAGGUCUUUGUGGAUUUGCCUCAAGACAUCUAUGGCGUGGCAAUCGCUGCAGCAAUUGGGGACUUGUCGGUCAUCAUGCACGGGCAAAAUGUGAAAAAGGUGAACUUCGCAAGGCUGAUAUUUGGCAUUGUGACGUUGGCCGUGAACUUGUGGCUUCAACUCUUCAUCCUGUACUAUGUGAACCACUAUAUUGUGCAAAAUGCUGUGCACGACGCCCAGGAGAAUUAUGCACAAUUCCAUCGCGAAGUCUUUUCCGAGGACGGCGAGUUUGUGCAAGAGAAAUGGGAUAAUUGGAACAAUGGCCCUUACAUGGAGCUUUGCAACAUGGCUGUGAGCAAGCUCAGCUUUUCUGCAGGCAUCGUCUUCCUUUGGUGUGCACGCAUGUUGAACGAAGUGCGUGACAGCUGGCAACUGGCUCAUGACAUGUUUUCCAUUGAGAAUUUGCCGGCUGAAGCCAAACCGCAUGAAAUGUUGUACGAGGUGCUGGAUGACAGUGGAGAAACUCUGCGGGUGGAAAUUGUGGCUGUGAGUUGGCAAGCGAGAUUCAUUGUGUCGAUCUUGGUUUUGCUACCCAAGAUUGUGGUGGCUACGUUGCUCACUUACAUUGGAUGCCGUUGGCUCGCUGCGACCCAGUCCUUCGGCGAUUUGAUCUUGAAUGCUUUGGCGUUGGAAUUUGUCAUAGGCAUCGACGACUUGAUGCACGAGGCCUUCACGCCUUUGGAUGUCCGUCAGUUUAUUGAGUUGACAAAGUUCGCUCACAUUCCGAAGGACAAAAGUGCUUUAGAUGGGCAAACGGAUGAAACCAGCGCAGAAGUGAUAAGGAGCAUGCUGCUUGUGGUGGGACUUUUGGUUUGGGCAUUCGUCUACUUAAACUACUUCCAGCAGGAGUGGUGUGGUGUUAUGGUGUGGUGUUAUGGUGUGGUGAUGGUGGCGGUGGCGGUGGUGGUGGAGGAUGCCGCCCACAUGUGCCGUUCUAUUUGUGGAGAAGGAGAAGACCAAUUUUUUAGAAUCGAAGGCUGGUUGAAACUGGAGGUACUCAAGAUAGAAGCCAGGGUGCUACGACCAAGUUGGUUGUUUGUGCAUGUUUGUGCAAAUCUGCUAUUGAUCAGCACCAUUGGGGUUGAAGAGGUGAGCGAGACUACGCUGAAGUAUGGGACCAGUCUUCGCUAUGGCUGGGCACAUCCAGUGCUCAGGCUUGCUAAAGCUUGCUAAAGCUUGCUUGCAGGUACUGCCCAAUUUUCCGCACGACAUUCGUGAGCAUUGCGCGGACAGGUUCUACUCGCACUACACUGUGCGUUGUGGCUUCUUUGCCGAUCCCACCGAGUGCUUUCCCUAUGGCAGCAGUGACUGAGUUCUGAGAUCGUGACCUCUUAGCAGUCUUUUCGCGCCAGGGCAAAAUGUCCUGGAAAAUGACAAGCUCGAAGAUCCUACUGUUGACAGACUCCAC